GGACUACUUUGAAGUUUCAGUAAGUGACGCAUCUUUGAUUUGUUCACUAUAGUAAAUUAUUUUCCUCAUUGUAAGCAAACCAAGCCCAUAUUUGAUAAAAGUUCACUUAACUUUGUGUUAUUAGAAUAUACGUUGAAGAGGAUUACAUUUUUGAUGUUCCAUGGUGUUGUGUGAAAGUACUAGAUAAAUUAAUUUCUGAUCUCGUUAUAUCGUAACCGGCUUUCGAAUAAGAUGUGGAAAGCUUCAACGGGCGUGACAGCUCCGGCUCCAGCGGAAGCAGAUGACUGGGAAACAGAUCCAGACUUUGUUAAUGAUGUGACGGAACAAGAACAACGAUGGGGUCCUGGUGGAAGACAUGUAGAGGCUAUUGACAUGGCUAAGCUCAGAGAAGAAGUGUUUGAAGCCGAUAAACAAGCGAAGCAGAAGCAAUACGAAGCGGGUCCAAAGUCAUCAUAUGGAUAUGGAGGUAAAUUUGGCGUACAACAAGACAGGAUGGACAAGUCGGCCGUUGGUCACGAUUACGUCGGUAAAACAGAGAAGCACGUGUCGCAGAAAGAUUACGCGCAAGGUUUUGGAGGUAAAUUUGGUGUGCAGACGGAUAGAAUGGACGCUAGUGCCGUGGGCCACGAUUAUGUCGGUAAAGUUGAGAAGCACGCUUCGCAGUCGGAUUAUGCCAAGGGUUUCGGCGGCAAGUUCGGCGUGCAGACGGACAGGGUAGAUAAAAGCGCGGCGGGCUGGGAGCACAAGGAGCAGGUGGAGAAGCACCCGUCGCAGAAGGACUACUCGGUGGGCUUCGGCGGCAAGUUCGGCGUGCAGGCCGACCGCCAGGACGCCUGCGCCGCCGGCUGGGACCACCACGAGGCCGCGCCGGCGCACGGCUCGCAGACAGACCACUCGCGGGGCUUCGGCGGCAAGUUCGGCGUGCAGAGCGACCGGCAGGACGCGUGCGCGCUGGGCUGGGAGCCGCGCCCCGCGCCGCCCGCGCACGCCAGCCAGACCGACCACAAGCGGGGCUUCGGCGGGAAAUUCGGCAUCGAGACCGACAGGGUGGACAAGUGCGCGCACCGGUUCGACGAGGUGGAGAGAGUCGGCAGCGGCUACACCAAGCAGCGGCCGGACAUCGGAGCCGCGAAACCGUCGUCCAUCCGCGCCAAGUUCGAGAACAUGGCCAAGGAGAAGGAACAGGAGGCGCUACAAUCGGUUCAGCGGAUAAGACAAGAGAGGCAGCAGUUGGACAAGAGUCUCUCAGAAAAGGAAAAAGAACGCGUGGCGAAGGAAAAAGACGAUCCAGAAGAGUUUAGGGAAGAACAGCCGAGCGCAAACGCAACAAUCGCUCCGACAAACGCAACAAACAUACCGACAAACGCAACAAAAGUCAUGCCGACGAACACGAAAAUGAUGACACCCACAAACGCAUCCACAAUCAAGAAGACUGAAGAACAAAUUAACAUUACACCAUCGACAGCAGACGAACCAAAGAUUCAACCGACGGAAGCGAAGCAAGUCAAUCUACCGGAUGUAACUCUAGUCGGGGAACCGAAAGAAGAGGAAGUUAAGGAAAAGGAAGAAGUGGCGCGCCAGCCCACCAUCGUGGUGUCGCCGGUGGGCUGGGAGGGGGAGGCGGAGGCGGAGGGCGAGGACGAGGACGGCUACACGGCGCGCGCGCUGUACGACUACCAGGCCGCCGCCGCCGACGAGAUCUCCUUCGACCCCGACGACCUCAUCACCAACAUCGUCAUGAUCGACGAAGGUUGGUGGCAAGGCUUGUGCAAGGGCGCGUACGGACUGUUCCCCGCCAACUACGUGCAGCUGCAGGACAAAUAACUUCAUUAUCAUUCGUUCACAUUCCUUUCAUUCGACUGUAUAAUUGUAUUAUACUUGUGUACGAUGUGUUUAAAAUUGUGUCUUAAUAGGUAACCUUCUAAGGUUUUUGAAAUCGAAAAAAAAUGUAUAUUGUUUUUUUUUUAUUUGAGACAUUAAUGUUAGUUGUUAACUGACCAUGGCUUAAAAAUUUAAAUCGAUUAUAAAUUUUAAUAUGACAUACGUUAAAACGAUUAGAGAUUUAUUAAAAAUCGAUUUAGCAAUAAAUAAAUAAACUAUGUAUUAACGAAAUUGCGUACUUUAUGAACGUAGAGAUAUUUAAAGUCAAAAAUAUGAAAAAAAAAAUGUAAACUAUUAAUAUGGAGCAAAUACGUUUCGAUGCGUCCUUCUAACGUUGUCAUAAUAUUUAACGAAUGGUUAGUACAUCAAUAAUCGAUCAUUUUGAAUUACGAGUAUCUUUCCUAUUCAAGUCACACAUAAACGCGACUUCGAAACUUACGUUUUGUUAUAGGGACGCUUUUCAGUUACGACUCGUAGACAAUUCUUCAAUCUGUAUACAAAACGAAUCGCUUAUUGAAUAUCGUAACCAGGCGCUAGUCGACUCGAAAUUGACGAAAAAAUAUUUUUAAUAACACUUGAAUUUGGAAAAUGAACUUUAACAACAAAAUCAUAAGAGCGAUAUUUAUUGGUUUAGAGUUUAAUGAUAAUUAUUAUUGCUUUUCUUUUUAGUCAUGAAAGAUGUAAAAAUCUGAUUCAAUAGUGUCGAGCGAAUUUGUACUUUAUUUAGUAAAUAAUAGGAUUUUUUGAAUAUAUUUUUUUAAUUAUAUACGAUCAAUACACUUUGAUCGGCUAGUUUAACUGACAUAAUAACAAAGGAUGCUUUUUUAAAUACAUUUUUCUAUAUUAUAAAUAAAGGAAUAUAAUUAUAUAUUCCAAACAAUUUUAUCAUUUAUAUAAUAUUGUAUAGAAUUUUAAAUUUAAUUCAUACUUAUAUUAAUGCAUAGUCUAUAUACAUUUCGACAAUACAUAUUUUUUAAAAUACAUAACUAAAUACUAAACGCUCAUUGGUCGUCUAUCGCGUCAUCGGGUGAUUUUAACCAAUCAACAAACAGAAGUCAUUUGGUAUUGAAUUAUAAUAAACUAUAUAUAUUCGUUAACUAUGGUUUCUCCAAUCUCCAAAAUGUAUGGAAAUAUAUUCAUAUAAUUUUACAUAUGACAAUACGUUAAAAAUGUUGUAAGAAUUAAGCUUAACGCUGGUUUUUGAAAUUAUGAUCAAUGUGAGAUUUAUUAAUCUGCCUAAAUACUAAACGUUCAUUGGUCGCCUGCCGCGUCAUUAGCUGAUAUCUACAUAUCACAAUUAAGUUUAAAGUUGAAUUGAUUAAUCUGACUUUGAACACCGUCUCAGACACUGGAAGUAAGUAUAUUAGAAGAAGCUAGUUUUGUAGUAAGUUUAUUGUUUUUUUAACACAAAACGCAAAUCGAAUGUUCUAGAUCGGAGGCGUAGAUAACGAUUAUUUUUCUAGAUAAAUAUUAAUGUAGAAAUUAAAAUAAAAUAUUUAAUUCUAAUUACAAUAAAUAUAAUGACGUGACACGUCUAGAAAAAAUAGAACGCAUACUGGUAUUAUUGAUGUAUGUUACGUUAUAUAUAUCAUAGAGGAAACCGUCGUCUUAAAAAAUGUCGAGGAUUUCUUGAUAAAUAAAACAAUAAAAAUGAUAUAAAAUGAAAGAAAAAAAUGUUCUUACUAGUAUAUCAUACCAUUCUCAAAUAUAUUGUCAUUUCUUCGACGCCAUCUUGGAUUAGAAUGAAUACUUUUACAUCAACCUUAAAACUUAUAUGUACGCUCAAUAAUAUAUAACUAUUGCAUACGAGAUGCUCACUACGCGACCUUAAUACUUUUAGAUGAAUGAAUUAUUUCGAUUUAAUGUGGUUAAUGUCAUAAUCUGUUCAGUCAUCGUUCAUUCAUUUAUAAUUUCAGUCAAUCAUAAAAAUUACUGAAUAUUUUGAUAAUGAACUGAUUCAUCACUCAUUAAGUCACAAAGAAACUUAAUAACAGAACUAAAUAUAAAUUAAUUCAUUACUUCAUUCGUAGAUAACUAAAUUAUUAUCAUAUGCUUUUAGAUUAAAAAAGUGUUGUGAAUAUACUGCCUGUAUAAUAAAAGCAUUUCUGAAAUGAAUGGACGCGAUCUAAACUAUAUUUCAACGAAGAGUGAGGUGACAUUUAAAGAGGUUUUAAUGUUGAAAAAAAUCAAUAAUAAUUUUUCUAUAUACAUACAUAUUUUUUGUAAUUAUUAAUAAGGAUCGAUGUCUUGAUAUUAAUAAUAGAAAAUUAGGAAUUGUAAUGAAUACAAUUUCAUCAUUUAUAUUGUUCUUUAAGUUUGAAUUUAUAUAGUCUGUUUCAAUUUUUUUUUAAAUAUGUGUUUACUAUUGCCGACAAAUUAAAAAAAUAUAACUAAGGUAGCAUUUUUUUAUUUUAUUGUACGAAUGGACAUUAUUCUAAUUUUAUAUAAUACGGGUGCUUAUAAAUCAAUUUUUAUAAAUAUCAAAAGAAAAUCAUCAUUGUUUAUGGAAUUGUUUAUUUUUUUUUUAGAUGUAUUUGAAACAGAUUAUAUAUUUUUAUUUAUAAAUAGUAUUUUUUGAAUUUUCGUAAAUGUAAUAGCUAUAUUUUAAUGCUUAUUUUGCAUUUCUGUAUAUUCGAUUUUUUUUUUAGUAUUAUCGUUAGGAUAAGCAAAUAUCGUUAAAGGUAACGACACAUAUGACAUGUAACCUCAAUGUAAGGAAUUAACGAUGAACGUAUUGCCUAAUUGUAAGUAUUUUAUGGACAAAUUAUUUUAUUGUGAAAGUUAAUGAUGUUUUAAACAUUUUAUAUAAUAUAAAUUAAUUAAUAAAAUGUUAAAAAUGUU
This is a messenger RNA of Vanessa tameamea, 4722 nucleotides long. RefSeq names its product src substrate cortactin (gene Cortactin). The coding region runs from base 232 to 1824 and encodes 530 amino acids. Gene Ontology annotation, molecular function: actin filament binding. The record is from RefSeq and is a predicted model, not a curated record. Gene Ontology annotation, cellular component: cortical actin cytoskeleton; actin filament; plasma membrane. Gene Ontology annotation, biological process: regulation of actin filament polymerization. The transcript has 12 exons. NCBI's taxonomy places the organism in Eukaryota, Metazoa, Arthropoda, Insecta, Lepidoptera, Nymphalidae.